Molecule: messenger RNA, 369 nt
Organism: Schistosoma curassoni
Lineage: Eukaryota; Metazoa; Platyhelminthes; Trematoda; Strigeidida; Schistosomatidae
Source: the annotation of a GenBank genome assembly
AUGGUGCAAUCAGGAGCGAAAGCUAGAAGGACUGCCAGAAAAGGUGUUGCUACUCGUGAAUAUACAAUUCAUUUGCAUAAACGCAUUCAUGGUGUUGGUUUCAAAAGGCGAGCUCCUAGAGCUAUUAAAGAAAUAAAGAUGUUUGCUAAAAAGAUGAUGGGCACUGAAGAUGUUCGAAUUGGUGUGCGGCUCAAUCAAUUUAUAUGGUCCAAGGGUGUCCGAAAUGUUCCAUAUCGUGUCCGCGUGAGGCUUGCGCGCAAAGCUAACAAGGAUGCAGAUAGUAUACAUAAGUUCUACACUUUGGUUACAUUCGUGCCUUGUACUGAUUUUAAAGGAAAGCAGAUAAUUAAUGUUGAAUCAGCAGAAUGA